This is a messenger RNA of Myripristis murdjan (pinecone soldierfish), 2275 nucleotides long. RefSeq names its product zinc finger protein with KRAB and SCAN domains 8-like. Gene Ontology annotation, cellular component: nucleus. Lineage: Eukaryota; Metazoa; Chordata; Actinopteri; Holocentriformes; Holocentridae. Gene Ontology annotation, biological process: regulation of gene expression. The coding region runs from base 121 to 1695 and encodes 524 amino acids. The record is from RefSeq and is a predicted model, not a curated record. The transcript is spliced from 2 exons.
CAUUGUAAAGACGUAGAAGAAGAAGAACAAUGGCGGAAGACUACGUCGCUUAACUGCCCGCUGCUUGCGGCGACAUUUCCCAAACAAACAACGAGCUGAGGUUUGAAAACACUUUUACCAAUGUCCGCCACGAACAGAGAAAGCUUCCACGCCCGGCUGGCCUCUGUCGUGGAGGUUUUGGCCAACGCGGCCGUAGCAGAGAUCUGCAGACUGGUGGACGACGGCUACGCCGUGCUGCGGCUGGAGAUCUCCCACAACCAGAGAGAGAUAGACGGCCUGCGGAGGAAGCUGCUGCUCGCCCGGGUCCAGAGCUCCAGACGGGCUCACCUGGAGAGGCUCGGGGCGCUCAGGCGGACCGGCCAUGUCAGCCGCUGGGUGGGGAAGUCAAGGAGCAGCGCCGAGUUAACUAAAGCAGAUGGUAAAACCACAAGACAACACCGAGAGCCUGAAGUUCCCGUUGUCGUUAAGCUAGAAAGCAACGGACAUAGAGAUAGUCAACAAGUCAGCCAGGGCUGUGAAAUCACUGCUGUGGUAUCAGCAGACCCCUCCUCCACCUAUAAACCAGACUCCAGAUCCAUCAGAGUACAACCUGAGAACCAGAAGAGCCUCCACAAACUGACAUGUGAUGCUGAACACAUAUUCCAGUCUCAUCCACCAGCAUUUUCAUCUCAGCUCAGUUCUGAGACUACAAACUGGGACCAGUGCUGCCCCAUAUCUAACAGUGGUGGUGCAUUCGUCUGCACCACAAGCUGUCAUGAUGACAACUCAUUCAUCAGCUCUUCUCAGUGGACAGAGGCCAGUGCAGAUAAAGAAACAUGGAGUAACAUGGUUGGUCCUCAUAACCCAAUCCAAGGGAAACAUGUUGAGGAAGCUCCUAACAGUCAGUCCCCUGGUAGACAGCAGGCAAAGACUAAAUCAGAUGGCAGUGUGGAUAUUUUGGGGGCAGUGGUGUCAAGUGACCUGGGUAAUGUAGUUCCACACCUGGCUGACAGUUUGGACUGGAACCCUGAUGGAGGGAUGCAAGGCUCUCUUCCCAUCAAAGAGGAGGAAGACAUGAAUUCAAGGUGGAGCCUAACAAAUGGCGUUACAAGGUCAAGGGGAGUGUCUGCCGAAAGGAGACAGCAGAGAGAAACCUCAGAUGGAGAUGGAGAAAGGAAAGAGACUGGGGUAGAAGGUGAAAGGAGAGGGGAGAUGGAUGCCUCAAACAGCAACAAAUACUUCCCACUUCAGCUGCGAGAUGCCCAGAUGGCAAACAGAAUAACAGAAAACUACUUCCAGCCCACACCGGACAACACCAAGGCACUGUCUUCCUGCAGCAGCAACUCCUCUUCCUCCUUUUCCAUACUAACCACAGACAAAAGUGCCCGGCAAGUCUUACACCCCCAGUCAAACCGAGGAGGCAGAGCCGCCAGCGGUGGGCAGCACCAUCACUUCCGCUGUGAGCUCUGUGGAAAGACCUUCACCAAGUUCCCGUCCUUGCGGCGGCACCAGCGCGUUCACACAGGAGAGAAACCGUUCAGCUGCCGCCACUGCUCCAAGUGCUUCUCCCACCGGCAUCAGAUGAAGAACCAUGAGCGGGUUCACACCGGGGAGAAACCCUUCCGCUGCCCUGUUUGCGGCCGUUGCUUCGUCCAGUCCAACCACAUGAAGAGACACUUGAGCAUCCAUUCAACAGAACACCGGGCCACGAGCUGAUAGUGACCUGUGUCUUUACAGGGAUGGAACCCAAAACAUUCUGUCAUGUGGAUGUGCUGUUUAAAUAACUUUAAGAGAGCUAACUAUGCAGAUGAAGAACUAUGGCAGAGAGCAGCCACUAGAGGGCUCACAGGCCCAUUUAAUGCCAUAAUGAACUGAAAAACUUACUUGUUCACCAUGCUGACUAAUUUCCCAUGUCUAUGUAACAGUAUAUUCCAAAGAAAAUCUUCAAAAUCUCAUUAAAUGGAUUAUCUUCAUAGUACUAUAAAAAUACAGAAACCAGUAAUAGCAGUUAUUUGGACCAAUAAAACAAUCACACUCCAUCAUAUAAAAUCUGCAGGCAACAGAGUGUCAACAGUGUGUCAGUAAAAAUACUUGUUUAAGUCCCAGUGACUGGAAUUUAUUGAUUUUAAGAGAAUCCAGAAUUUGUGGAUUUCAAAAUUUUGUACAUGACAGUGAACAGUUUUGUAUGAUAUCAGCCCACCUCAUGUUCAACCAGCCAGUCCUCUGAAUCAGAAAUACGUUGAAUUAAAGAAGCAAGACCACAACAAAAUGUUUUUUAUUGUGGCUUUUAAAAAGC